ACAACAGACCAGGAAACCAGAGGAGAAAGCAUGUAGAAAGCAAGCGAUCAGGAUUUCGACCCAAUUCGGAACUUCGUCUUUCAGCCCGAGAUUGUAUUUACAAUGUGAAGAGGGAAUUUCACUUUCUUUCCACUUUUUUCACCAUCGUACUUACCACCACAACAACUACGCCUGUAGUAUCGUAAAAUCAUGAUAGCUUUGACGACGACUUUCUCGACACACGACGCACUUUCUCGUCAUACUUUAAUUUAGCGUAUCUUCCAUUUAUGGUAAAAACAAUACAUCAUGCAUACAGAUCUGGAUAAUAGUUUAGUCCAUAAAGAAGGGGACGAUGUUGAGGAGGAAUCUGGAAUUGUAAGUCGCAGUGAAAGUAGUGAAAGUUUUGCUUCCUCGUCAUCUCAUUUCGAUAUUGGGUUGCUCAAUCUGCCAAAUCUGAUUUUUGAUAAAAUUUUUAACCACCUUUCUCCCACCGAUAUUUUAACCCUUCGUCUCACCUGUAAAUCGACGAAAGCCUGUGUCGAGCAUAAAUUUUUGGAUAAACUUUGCAUAAAUGUGAAAACUCGGCAAGCAUUCGUUGUUCUGCUCAACUCUCAAACGACCUGGACGCAUUUCAACUUUCACUGGAAACUUAGCCCCCCGCAGAAACAAUUGUCGCAAUUUACUCUCAUAUUCUCCGAACACAUCACAACCCUCAAGUUCACCUCGAAUGUGUACGAUUCUGCCAUUAUCAAAAUUAUUUGUAGCUGUGCUUCCCUCAGUAUCUUGGUCGUUGAAGAGAUUGACGGGACAAUGUUGGCCGAACUGCCGCAAAAAGAUAAGGCCCGACUCUCCAAGGCGUGCUAUUCUCUACAACAUCUCGGCAUUCACGAGAUCCUCAGCGAUGACAAGAAGGGGGCAGACUUCUUCAUCGAGCAUGUCCUCUCGGUGUGUUGUUCCACCCUGAAGUCCUUGGUCGUCCCAUUUCUCACCUUCUCUCCCAUCAACGCCUACCCGUUCAAGUAUGGCUGGGAUAAUAAAAACAGUAUGACGUCCACCACACCCACCGACGUUUUAGUGGUUCGUCCCCUCAUCGAGAUUAUUGAAAAUCGAGUCAAAGCCCCCAAUUUGGAGAGUGUCGUGGUCGUUCCGGAGUCUCGAUCCGCACUCUCCGACUCGGGCCUCUUUUGCCUCACGCUGCUAUGUUAUCAUCGACACCUUAACUUAAUUUAUGACAAAUUUCACGAUUCCAAUUUUAAUCUGGGCAAGUUAACGUAUUCCCUUUCGUCGGAACCGAGUAUGCAAAUGUCUGAAAUUGCGAGUAAAAUUAUGACCGUGAUGGCCUCCACGACAGAUCUCUUGUUGAAUUAUGAAUUUGCUAAUUUACGCAAACUUGUAGUGCAAUUUUCUACUUUUCAUAUCGACCAGGAUAUUUUCGUCGUGCAAAACUUUCCUCGGUUGAACACGCUAAAUAUCGACUUUAAAAUAAGGAAGCAGCUUCAUCCGAGGUGCAGCAAGGUGAAAAGGAUGGACAUGUUUGUUCAGGGGCUGCUAGAAGUUUCAAGGCCUAGCGUGAAACAGUUGCAAGUUCAAAAUCAUUGCGUGGUGGAAAGUGCGAUUUCCUUCAACGUGGUGAAAGUGGUCAAGUGCUUUUGUAACUUGAGGUCACUCUCCUUAAUUGGUUUUAAGGGGGCGACGAAAGACUUUCCAGUGAUGUGGAGAGGGCUGAGACUCCUGGAAAAGGUGGAGCUGGAAAAUUGUCCUGGGUUAAAUGACCAAGGGAUGUUGGGGGAGGAUUGGACUAAACCGGCGAUUCUAGAGUUGACUGAUUUACGGGAGCUAAAAAUAAGUCGAAGUGGACGGAUAACUGAUUUGAGCUACAUCAUUGCGCUUUGUAGAAUGAGACUGACGCGAUUCCAUCAUCAGCCAUUCUACCAAUCGGACAUCACUUUUGAAGGCUACAAUGCAUUGGCACGUGGGGAUUUUUCAAAAACUAUAAAAUUCCUAAGUGGUGGGACAACCUUUGGACGAUUGGAAAAGUCCAGUUUGAGAGAGUACCUGAAUAACUUCCCAUCUUUGCAGGAAACCGAUAGAAAGAAAAUUUUGCGAGGUUUCAGUCGAUGGAAUUUGUCUUGCUUCUGAUGAAAAUAAUAUGAGAUUACUUCCAAAUAAUGCUAAAUAAUUGUUGCUACUUCCAGACGUUUUUACCAAAUUAAUUGCAUUUGAAAUAAAUUUACGACAAAAGCUUCUUCCAAAAAUACGAGAUGUAUUGCUUUCUCUUCUCAUAAACAUGCAAUCAUUUCCAUAAAUUAAUUGUUGCAGGCAAGGAAUUGCACGGCCGCACAGCGAAUCUCUUGUCCUCCAUAACUGGUGUAUGCUCCCGUACUUGGUAUGAAUUUUCCA
Molecule: messenger RNA, 2379 nt
Organism: Folsomia candida
Lineage: Eukaryota; Metazoa; Arthropoda; Collembola; Entomobryomorpha; Isotomidae
Exons: 4
Coding region: 286-2118 (610 amino acids)
Molecular function (GO): protein binding
Source: RefSeq, a predicted model, not a curated record